Messenger RNA from Molossus molossus (Pallas's mastiff bat), 2623 nucleotides. It is a transcript of the gene KLHL8, whose product is annotated as kelch like family member 8. The coding region runs from base 210 to 2069 and encodes 619 amino acids. NCBI's taxonomy places the organism in Eukaryota, Metazoa, Chordata, Mammalia, Chiroptera, Molossidae. The record is from RefSeq and is a predicted model, not a curated record. The transcript has 10 exons. Gene Ontology annotation, molecular function: protein binding.
AGACCUGUAAAAAAAUGUGGCUCAGACUCACUUUGAAUAGCACUGCUUCAAAGCACUUGUGUCAGCAAAUUGGACAACGGCAGUUGAGUGCGUUUUGAAAAUGUCUGAAGCUUAGCGGGCUGCAUCGACCUUCUGCUUUCCCCUACCGUUUACAAAAGAAUAAAUGGGAUGUUUGAGAAGACAGUUCUGUAAAAAGAAGAGUGUUGCAAAUGGCUUCAGAUUCUGUGAAUGCAAAACAAACCAGGAAUCACUUCACAAAGGGGAAAAGGCAACAGCACCAGCAAGUAAAGAAUAGUUCUUUAGUCAAUGAUGGCGAUGGAGAAGACUCCUUUGUCUUUGAAGCACAGGAAGCUUGGAAAGAUUUUCAUGGGUCUCUUCUUCGAUUUUAUGAAAGUGGAGAACUCUGUGAUGUCACACUAAAGGUUGGCUCCAAGUUAAUCUCUUGUCACAAACUGGUGUUGGCUUGUGUGAUUCCCUACUUCAGAGCCAUGUUUCUCUCUGAAAUGGCUGAGGCCAAGCAGACAGUGAUCGAGAUCAGAGAUUUUGACGGUGAUGCAAUAGAAGACCUGGUCAAGUUUGUCUACUCUUCACGGCUCACUCUGACUGUUGAAAAUGUCCAGCCUCUGUUAUACGCAGCCUGUAUUCUACAGGUUGAACUGGUGGCUAGAGCUUGUUGUGAAUACAUGAAGUUACAUUUUCAUCCUUCCAAUUGCUUGGCAGUAAGAGCCUUUGCGGAAAGUCACAAUCGAAUAGACUUAAUGGACAUGGCAGAUCAGUAUGCCUGUGAGCACUUUACUGAAGUAGUGGAGUGUGAAGACUUUGUAAGUGUGUCACCCCAGCAUCUCCAUAAGCUUUUGUCCUCCAGUGAUCUAAAUAUUGAGAAUGAAAAACAGGUGUAUAAUGCAGCCAUCAAGUGGCUUCUUGCCAAUCCUCAGCAUCAUUCCAAAUGGUUGGAUGAAACGCUUGCACAGGUGCGUUUGCCGCUGUUGCCAGUGGAUUUUCUUAUGGGUGUUGUGGCGAAAGAACAGACUGUCAAGCAAAAUCUAAAAUGUAGAGACUUAUUGGAUGAAGCAAGAAAUUACCACCUUCACUUGAGUAGCAGAGCAGUACCUGACUUUGAAUACUCUGUUCGGACUACACCAAGGAAGCAUACUGCUGGUGUGCUGUUUUGUGUAGGUGGUCGAGGUGGAUCCGGUGACCCUUUUCGCAGUAUUGAAUGCUAUUCUGUCAACAAAAACAGUUGGUUCUUUGGACCAGAAAUGAAUAGUCGCAGGCGACACGUGGGUGUAAUCUCUGUGGAAGGUAAAGUGUAUGCUGUGGGUGGACAUGAUGGAAAUGAACAUUUAGGUAGCAUGGAGAUGUUUGACCCUCUCACUAAUAAAUGGAUAAUGAAGGCAUCAAUGAACACAAAGAGGCGAGGAAUUGCCUUGGCCUCCUUAGGAGGCCCGAUUUAUGCAAUUGGAGGGCUAGAUGACAACACUUGCUUCAACUAUGUGGAGAGAUACGACAUAGAGUGUGAUCAGUGGAGUACAGUGGCGCCAAUGAAUACGCCCCGGGGAGGGGUUGGCUCUGUGGCUCUGAUAAACCACGUUUAUGCAGUAGGUGGCAAUGAUGGCGUAGCGUCUUUAUCUAGUGUGGAGAGGUAUGAUCCACAUCUGGAUAAGUGGAUAGAAGUUAAAGAGAUGGGUCAGCGAAGAGCAGGCAACGGAGUUAGUGAGCUCCAUGGCUGCUUGUACGUUGUUGGUGGUUUUGAUGAUAAUUCUCCUCUGAGUUCGGUCGAGCGGUAUGACCCUCGAAGCAACAAGUGGGAUUAUGUCGCAGCACUUACCACUCCCAGGGGUGGAGUGGGGAUCGCAACGGUGAUGGGCAAAAUCUUUGCAGUCGGUGGUCAUAAUGGCAAUGCAUACUUAAAUACAGUAGAAGCAUUUGAUCCAGUGCUGAAUAGGUGGGAGCUUGUUGGAUCUGUGUCUCACUGCAGAGCGGGGGCAGGUGUCGCUGUGUGUGCCUGUUUAACCAGCCAAAUUCGAGAUGUAGGUCAUGGAUCCAAUAAUGUGGUCGACUGUAUGUGAUUUGAGUUCCAGCCAUCAACAAUUUAGUCAUAUCUGAUAGUCAAGAAAGACAACCAGGAUUUUGUAUGACCCUCUUUGUACAGUUUUAACUACUACUAGAAUCUUAUUUAAAUGUAAACUGUGUAUUGUGACUAAGUGCAACUUUUGGAAUAGCAGCUGAAGAAUUAUUAGUAAUAAAGUUAAAUUUGAUUCUUCCCUCUUUAGCAAGUAAUGGAGUAAGACCAUACCUUCUCUGUAAGAUGUUUAAAGUAGUGCAAACGUUGAAAUCCCCAUUUAAAAAAGUGGAUGAAUCAAAAUGUAAAAUAGUCAUUUGCUGAGUUUUACUUAUUUUUGUCUAAUGGUGUUAGCUUUAGGCAGUGGAUUUUUCCUAGAGGGGAGAUUAGAAUCUUCAUCAACACCAGGAUACCAAGAUAGUAAGAGACCUCCUUUUGAAGAGCAAUUCUACUUGAUGCUGAUGAAUUUAUGCCUUGCUUUUUUCUAGGUGUUGAUUGUUCAAUUUCUUGGAUAUUUACAGAAGUAGAAACAAAUGUUUGAUCUCUCCACAUGCCACUUAG